Messenger RNA from Schistocerca nitens (vagrant locust), 1176 nucleotides. RefSeq lists its product as uncharacterized. Lineage: Eukaryota; Metazoa; Arthropoda; Insecta; Orthoptera; Acrididae. The transcript is spliced from 3 exons. The coding region runs from base 1 to 1011 and encodes 336 amino acids. The record is from RefSeq and is a predicted model, not a curated record.
AUGGGUAACUGUCAGUUCUGUUUACCGUGGGACGUAUUCAAGACGGAGGCACUGGUGCUGGCCGAGGUGAUGCCCAUGGCGCACGAGGCUCUGCACCGGGUGGAAGGCGCAAUGUUCCGUCCACUGGUGGCCACGUGCCUGCACCACGGCGCCACACCCAGAGCCUUCCUCGUGCUGGACGACCUGGUGGCCGCCGGCUAUCGACUGGCGGACGCAGAUCGACCUCUCGACUACCAGCACUGCGAGGUGGUGAUGCGAGCGUACGCGCGCCUCCAUGCUGGUACAUCCUACGCGCUCAGCAAGCUCCCCGACUGCGGUGCCCAACUCUAUGUCGAUUACUUCAGCGCUGGGGACAUGGAGUUUAUUCUGCGACCAAUGAUGCAAAGCACGUUUUCCGCUGUUGCCGAUUUCGUGAAGAGAAUUCCUAGCUAUGAACACUGUGCAGACAAGUAUAUGGAGCUCACAGAUACAUUACUACCACUGAUGAGAAAGACGUUGAAGAAAAAAGUACAAGAUACUAAGCUGAAGGUACUGGUUCAUGGUGACUGCUGGAAGAACAACAUGAUGUUCAAGUACUCAUCAGGGGAGAUUGUUGAUGUGCGGUUCGUCGAUUUUCAGAUGACACACGUGUCCAGCCCUGCCCGGGACCUGGCAUACUUCCUGUACGCGAACACUGAUCUGGGUGUGCACGAGCGCCUGCCUUCACUGCUGGAGACCUACCACUCACAGCUACAGGCGUCGCUGCGCGCGCUGGGGAUGACAGCUGCGGCGGACGCCUACCCGCUGGACGAACUGCUCAAGGACAUGGAGGACCUGAAGCAUUUCACACUUUACACUUCCACCUUCUGUGGUUUCGUGGUCUCCUCGGAGCGCGUCGGAGACAAAUUCUCGCGAGCUCUACAGGACUCCAAUUUUCAGCCAGACACAUUGUAUGGCGUGUAUGACAACGAAUACUCCCGACCAUAUAUGCAGUACAUCAUACGCCACUUCGAGAGUAAGGGGCUCCUGUGAAUCACACUGACUAUAUACUGUGAUACAGCACUAGAAUUGCAUAAUGACUUCAAUACUUUAUGCGCCAAAUUUUGCCACAGCACUACAACGUCUGCAAUGCAUGCAGAAUGAAAUAACUGUUAAUUUAACUUUCAACUCCUUGUGUAACUUGCUCCGUUCACCUUA